AGCUGGAGGGAGGGGCAGGGGGUAGGUGCCCGGGGAGCGGGAGCCGGAGGGGCAGCCCAUCCAUGGAGGAAAAGCGCAUCCUGUGCGUUGGCCUGGUUUGCCUGGACAUAAUCAGUGUGGUGGACGUGUACCCGCCCGAGGACACGGACACCAGGUGCCUGUCUCAGCGCUGGCAGCGGGGUGGCAAUGCCUCAAACUCCUGCACCGUGCUGUCCCUGCUGGGGGCGCCCUGCGCCUUCAUGGGCUCGUUGGCGCCCGGACACGCAGCAGACUUCGUCCUGGCCGACCUGCGGCGCUAUGCAGUGGAGCUCACCCACCUGGUCCCGCACCCCGAGAGCUCCUUCCCCACCUCCAUCGUCAUCAGCAGUGCGAGCAGGGGCACCCGCACCAUCCUGCACACAAACAGUUUCAUCGUGGCGGACUUCCGACGCAGGGGUGUGGACGUAGCGCAGGUGGCGUGGCAAAGCCAGGGGGACACGCCGUGCGCCUGCUGCCUUGUCAACAGCACCAACGGCUCACGGACGGUCACGCUCUAUGACACAAACCUGCCAGAUGUGACAGCACAGGAUUUUGAGCAGGUCGACCUCACCCAGUACAAGUGGAUCCAUUGGGAGGGCAGGAACGCUGCGGAGCAGGUGAAAAUGAUCCAGCGCGUGGAGGAGUAUAACCGGACCUGCCCAGCCCACCAGAGAGUCUCUACGUCAGUGGAGGUGGAGAAGCCCCGAAAGGAGCUGUACCAGCUCUUCGGCUACGGAGACGUGGUAGGAAAUAAUGGGGCACGUCCCCGCCGCUGACCCUCUUCCUGGGUC
Molecule: messenger RNA, 809 nt
Organism: Terrapene triunguis (Three-toed box turtle)
Lineage: Eukaryota; Metazoa; Chordata; Testudines; Emydidae
Gene: KHK
Product: ketohexokinase
Exons: 6
Coding region: 63-794 (243 amino acids)
Biological process (GO): fructose metabolic process
Molecular function (GO): ketohexokinase activity
Source: RefSeq, a predicted model, not a curated record